GCCCAUUAGAAUCAGCAGCUCCAUAUCCAAUUUCCAAACCAGAUUAAGAAGCCAAAAAAAAGGCUGCUAAAUCUCUGACUCAAUCUCCACAAAACCAAAGGUCAAAAGCUUCCCUUGCCAUCCCUGUCCAUUCACCUCUCUCUCUCUCUAUCUAUUAAGCCUCACUUGUAAUUCACUCCUACAUCUUAUUUAUUUACUCCACACAGCCACAAAUAAAUGUUUUCCUCCUUUUCCUUCUUACUACAACAAGAAUCCCCAUAUUUGUUUUCAACCAAAAUGCUGCCUUUGCCUAACUUCAUCAUCUCUGGUUGUUCAACAUCCUGAAGAACAAAACCCAAAGCUUAAAAACCUGGCUUUUAGUGAAAGGAAGGACCUUGAAAACUGAAAAAAGAAAAAAAAACAAUUUUUUUUUUGUUAUCAUGGGAAGUAAAUGGAGGAAAGCAAAGUUGGCUCUGGGGUUGAACAUGUGUUUGUAUGUGCCUCAUCAGAAGCUUGAAGAUUCAUCACCAUCAUCAUCAUCAACAACAUCAUCCAUUAAGCAUUCUCAUGAUGCUGCUAAUGUUCCUUCAAGGUUUUCUUCAGAUGCUAUUCCUCUGUCUCCAGUUUCUCCUUCAGGCAACGAGUGCCGCCCCACAACUCCGACCCCUUCUUCGUCGGGGCUCCGGUUGUCCAAAUCCAGCCCAAAAUCUUCCAAGAAAACCUGUGCAAUAUGCCUGACAGCAAUGAAACCAGGUCAAGGCCAUGCUAUUUUCACGGCAGAAUGCUCCCAUUCUUUCCACUUCCACUGUAUAACUUCUAAUGUAAAACAUGGAAAUCAGAUUUGUCCAGUUUGCAGAGCAAAAUGGAAGGAGGUCCCCUUUCAAAGUCCUGCUUCUGAUCUUCCCAAUGCAAGAUCUAGGAUCAGCCCAGUGGAUUGGCCCCGGGAUGAUGCCUGGUUGACUGUCGUACGACGGCUACCUUCCCCUCGGUUAGAUUCAAGUAGGCAGAUUUCUUCACUUUUUCAUGCCUCUGAGCCAGGAACCUUUGAUGAUGAUGAAGUCUUAGAUCAGCAGGUUGAGACUACUGAAGAAAAUCUCUUUGCCAAGGAUAUUACUAAAAUUAAUUCUAUUGGAGCAAUAGAAGUUAAAACAUAUCCUGAAGUUUCAGCUGUUCCGAGAGCAACCUGUCAUAAUAAUUUUGCUAUAUUAAUCCAUCUCAAAGCUCCCCAUGCAAGUGGAGGGCAAAAUAGCAGAAAUCAAACUAUAAUUCCCCCAACGAAUCAAAAUUCUCGUGCCCCAGUUGACCUAGUCACUGUUCUUGAUGUUAGUGGCAGCAUGGCAGGUACCAAGCUUGCAUUGCUAAAACGAGCUAUGGGGUUUGUGAUACAGCAUCUGGGGCCUGACCGGCUUUCUGUUAUAGCAUUCUCCUCAACAGCCCGUCGCCUCUUUCCUCUUCGCCGGAUGACUGAGACUGGACGGCAGGAAGCACUGCAGGCUGUUAACUCUCUUACAUCAAAUGGUGGGACAAAUAUUGCUGAAGGGCUUAGGAAAGGUGCUAAGGUGAUAGUAGAUCGCAAGUGGAAGAACCCUGUUGGAAGCAUCAUACUGUUAUCCGAUGGGCAGGACACUUAUACUGUGACAAGUCCUAGUGGAGCUCAUUCCAGGGCAGAUUACAAAUCACUUCUUCCUAUCUCAAUUCAUCGGGAUGGUGGGGCGGGUCUCCGUAUCCCUGUGCAUGCCUUUGGGUUUGGUGCAGAUCAUGAUGCUGCUUCAAUGCAUUCAAUUUCUGAGAUAUCUGGGGGUACAUUUUCUUUCAUAGAAGCUGAGGCUGUGAUCCAGGAUGCAUUUGCCCAAUGCAUUGGAGUUUUAAGUGUGGUAGUGCAGGAGGCAUGUGUUAAAGUUGAGUGUGCUCACCCAAAUUUGGGAAUUAAUUCAAUAAUGGCAGGGAGUUAUCAAACCAGCAUGACGGCUGAUGCAAGAACAGGUUCUAUUGAUGUAGGAGACUUGUAUGCUGAAGAAGAAAGGGAUUUUUUGGUGACUGUCAAUGUUCCAGUUGAUGAAUCCAGUGAUGAGAUGUCAUUGCUGAAAGUUAGAUGUAUUUACAGAGACCCCAUUUCAAAAGAAAUGGUAUCCUUGGAAGAAGCCAAUGAAGUAAAGAUCCAGAGGCCCACAAUAAUUGGACAACCAGUAGUGUCAAUGGAAGUAGACAGGCAGCGAAAUAGGCUCCGUGCUGCAGAGGCUAUGGCUGAGGCUAGAGCUGCUGCUGAACAUGGUGAUCUAACUGGUGCUGUCUCUCUCCUUGAGAGCUGUCGCAGGGCUUUAUCGGAAACCAUUUGUGCACAGGCUGGUGACAGGUUAUGUGUUGCACUAUGUGCUGAGCUGAAGGAGAUGCAAGAAAGAAUGGCAAACCGUCAUGUGUACGAGUCAUCUGGAAGGGCGUAUGUGUUGUCGGGUUUGAGCUCACAUUCCUGGCAGAGAGCAACUGCACGAGGUGAUUCCACCGACAGUACAAGCCUUGUUCAAGCUUACCAGACCCCUUCCAUGACAGACAUGGUGACUCGUUCUCAGACCAUGUUUUUUGGGAACCCCUCACAACGAAAGCUUCGACAAGCUCAGUCAUUUCCAGCACGUCCACAGCCUAGGUAAUCAGUGGUGAAAUCUUCAAAAAAUUCUCCUCACCCUACAUUCAUUUUCUAUAUCCACAAACCUUUUGUUUUGUGAAAUUUUUGUCUUUCAUUUUUGUUGCUUGGGGAAGCGGGGGUAUAAAUUGGAGAAAUAGAAAUGGGGUUCGGUGUUUUUUACGUGGUGGGUAUAUUUUCUUGUUCUAAUAUGUAAAUUAAUAAAAAUUGGAGACAAUUGAAAUGACUGGUUUGAGUGGGAUAAAUGGAGGUGAGAAUAGGGGGAAUCUGGGAAUUAGGUGUUUUACAUAUUUUGAUAAUGGAGCAUUGUACAUAGGCAGCAAUGGCUUUUUUUUUUUUUCUCUUUCCUUCAAAAACGGUAUAGCCAUGUAAUUGUGGGAUACUCGGGGUGAAUUCUUCACUUAAAUAUAUGAUAUGGUAUAUCUGCUUUUGAUUCUUUUUCA
Molecule: messenger RNA, 3060 nt
Organism: Theobroma umbraticum
Lineage: Eukaryota; Viridiplantae; Streptophyta; Magnoliopsida; Malvales; Malvaceae
Product: E3 ubiquitin-protein ligase WAV3-like
Source: RefSeq, a predicted model, not a curated record